CAGGCGGGCCCGCUCCGCCCUUCUGCUCGGCCCGGCGCGGCCUAGUGCCCCGGCCCGGACCCGCGCCGCCGCCCCCCGGCCCGGCCCGUCGCGGCCUAGCGCCCUACAGCGGGCCCGCGCCCCUCCCCGGCCCAGGCCACAGGGGCGGGCCAUGCCCUGCGCCGCUCGGCCAGGCGCAGGCGCCGCCGCUGCCGGCCCGCCCGCCCGGGGACGGCGGCUCCAUGCGCUGCCAGGUAGUGGUGCUGUAUUUUGCUAGGAGUGCCGAGCUGGCGGGGCUGCGCUCCGAGACCGUUUCUGUGCCACGGCAGAUAACCUCGCUGCAGCUCUGGGAGGAAAUUGUUAAGAUUCAUCCAAGGCUUGCUGUCAUCCGGGAUCAAGUGGUUUUUGCUGUUCAGCAGGAGUACGUGCUUCUUGGAGAUCAGCUCCUGGUCCUGCACCCAGGAGACGAGGUUGCCAUCAUCCCACCAAUUAGCGGAGGCUGAAUCAGUCCAAAUUCUUUUUUUGUCCAGAGAUGUGAAGUGCAUUUCCCCCUCUCGCCCCCACUCUUUUGAGAGAGUUUAACUUGUGCUUCCUGCUGGAGAGAACCAUAGUGUUGACCAGAAACUAUAAGCUGCUGCACAAAUAAAUGAUUAACA
Molecule: messenger RNA, 635 nt
Organism: Dromaius novaehollandiae (emu)
Lineage: Eukaryota; Metazoa; Chordata; Aves; Casuariiformes; Dromaiidae
Product: molybdopterin synthase sulfur carrier subunit-like
Exons: 4
Coding region: 222-482 (86 amino acids)
Biological process (GO): Mo-molybdopterin cofactor biosynthetic process
Cellular component (GO): cytosol
Source: RefSeq, a predicted model, not a curated record